ACUGGACUGCGGUAGCGGAAGUAGCAGUAGCCGCUAGUUUGACUGGGCUAGGCGGAUCCCUUCCCUGACGCCUUUCAAACUUUUACCACACUUGUGUGGCGGCGAGUCGCUUCUGGAAAUACUAAAGUGAAGAAGAUGGGGGACAAGGAGCUGAUGUGGGCUCUGAAAAAUGGAGAAUUGGAUGAGGUGAAGGCCUUAUUGCAACAGAAUGAGGAUGUAAACCGGACAUUGGAAGGUGGUAGAAAGCCCCUGCAUUACGCUGCAGACUGUGGCCAGGCUGAGAUGGUGGAGUUCCUGUUGUCUAAAGGAGCAGAUGUCAAUGCUCCGGACAAACAUGGCAUCACUCCAUUGUUGUCUGCUACCUAUGAGGGUCACCUUUCCUGUGUCAAGAUUCUACUAGAGAAGGGUGCUGAUAAGGAAAGAAAGGGACCAGAUGGGUUGAGUGCCUUCGAGGCAGCAGAAAGUGAUGCCAUAAAGGCCCUGCUGAAAUGAGACCUCAUCUCACAGCCCUGCAGCUUCUAGGUGCAAACAGGCACUUGGCUGCCACCAGACAGAUCACACACAUGCACAUGACUUUGCCUUUGCAAGGUGGCCGCCUUGUCUUCAUCUAGGUUUUCUUUUUGACCCAUGUGUACUGUUUUUUUUUUUUUUUUUUUUUUUUUUUUUUUUGAUCUUUUUUAUUAUUAUUGUUAUUGUUUUUGGUUUUUGGGGAGUGGGUGUAUAGUAACUCUCUGCUAGCUUGUUUAAAUUAGCCGUUGGUUAAAUGGACCUGUCAAUCAAAUAUUGACCGGCUGGGAAGAAGCUCUCUUCUUCUGUGUUGUACCACUAAAUUUACACCUAUAGUCAAAAUAAAACUCUAGCGCUUAUGUACAGCUUACAGCAAGGAUCAAGUCAAAAUGUAUUUUAGUUCAUCAACAGGAUUGAUGUUUAAUUACUGUAAUAUCAACCAGCUCUUCCUGUUCCAUAUGGGAUGUGGGGUGGCAUAUGGGACUAGUAGGAUGACAAAGUAGAAGUAUUCAUCAUAGUGACCAUCUCUCAGUGGGAAACACCCAGCCUCAGUAAUAUUUAUUAACAUUCCCACAGGGCUGUUUAGCUCAUUUAACAAUAAAUUACGAAUAAUACAAACAAAGUGUUGAAAAUUUGUCAUGCCAUGCUGCAUUUCUACUUUUCUGCUUGGUUAUGUCGGUAUUGUUAAUGAGGGGAGUGAUUUAGUAGUUUGUUUCGGGGGGUUCUAUCAAUCAAAAGUACAAACGGAUGAGCAGACACUCCCCUGCACAUCUGUCCCAAACACUGAUGGACUUGACCACACACCCCACCGCAUGCUGACGCCUCUGCUGCCACACUCUGAAAUUGUUGUGCUUUUCUUGCUUUUUCCUUUUUCUGUUAGCUUAAAAGUAACAAAUCCAACCAUCAAACAAAAAAAGCAUUUUAAAGCUUUCUAUCUGGCUUCAUUGUGAGAAAGAUGAUGGAAAAAACUAAUAAACAUUUUGAACUUGG
Messenger RNA from Trichomycterus rosablanca, 1497 nucleotides. It is a transcript of the gene mtpn, whose product is annotated as myotrophin. Bases 136 to 492 code for a protein of 118 amino acids. Gene Ontology annotation, biological process: regulation of barbed-end actin filament capping. The transcript has 5 exons. Gene Ontology annotation, molecular function: protein binding. Gene Ontology annotation, cellular component: cytoplasm; nucleus. The record is from RefSeq and is a predicted model, not a curated record. NCBI's taxonomy places the organism in Eukaryota, Metazoa, Chordata, Actinopteri, Siluriformes, Trichomycteridae.